This is a messenger RNA of Penicillium maclennaniae, 1767 nucleotides long. RefSeq names its product peptide MFS transporter. Bases 1 to 1767 code for a protein of 588 amino acids. NCBI's taxonomy places the organism in Eukaryota, Fungi, Ascomycota, Eurotiomycetes, Eurotiales, Aspergillaceae. The transcript has 6 exons. Gene Ontology annotation, cellular component: plasma membrane; fungal-type vacuole. The record is from RefSeq and is a predicted model, not a curated record. Gene Ontology annotation, biological process: transmembrane transport. Gene Ontology annotation, molecular function: tripeptide transmembrane transporter activity; dipeptide transmembrane transporter activity.
AUGUCGGCCGAUCGCGAGGUUGAGCUUACCCAGUAUGCGCUCCACAAGAUCAUGAUGCAGCCGCUGUUGAUGCAGUGCACAGCCAUCUGGCCCCACAAUGAAUCCCCUGUCGAACACAUCGUCGAGUAUGGCUCCGUCACCCCCGACGGAGGGGAGCCCACCGAGGAUGAGAAGCGUACUCUGCGUCACAUCGCCGAGAACCUGCCCCUCUCCGCCUGGCUGGUGGCCGUGGUCGAGUUGUGCGAGCGGUUCACCUACUACGGUAUGUCUGGUCUGUUCCAAAACUACGUCCUGCGCCCGCUGGACGGCAGCCAGGGCCGUGGUGCUCUGGGCAUGGGCCACCAGGGUGCGACUGGUCUGACCACUUUCUUCCAAUUCUGGUGCUAUGUGACUCCCAUCCUUGGUGCCAUUGUGGCCGAUCAGUACCUUGGCAAGUACAAGACUAUCGUUUGGUUCUGCUGUAUCUACCUGGUUGGUCUUUUGAUCCUGGUCUGCACUUCCAUUCCUACUGCUCUGGAGCACGGAGCCGGUCUGGGUGGCUUCGUCGUGGCUAUUCUGGUCAUUGGUCUGGGAACUGGUGGUAUCAAGUCCAACGUGGCUCCUUUGAUCGCCGACCAGUACAAGCGCAAGAAGAUGGCCCUCAAGACUCUUCCCAAGGGCGAGCGCGUGAUCAUUGAUCCGGCCCUGACCAUUCAGCGCAUCUACAUGAUCUUCUACGGCUGUAUCAACAUCGGUUCUCUCUCUCUGCUGGCCACUCCCUAUAUGGAGUUGUACAUCGGCUUCUGGUCUGGCUACCUGCUGUGUCUCUGCAUGUUCGCCGCCGGUACUGGUGUUCUCAUCAUCGGCCGCAAGUACUACGUCGGUUCCAUCAUCACAGAUGCCUUCAAGGCCCUCUGGAUUAUGGUCAAGAAUCGUAACAUGGACGCUGCCAAGCCCAGCUGGCAAGCCGAGCGCAGCGGCAACCAAGUCACUCUGCCCUGGGACGACCACUUCAUUGACGAGCUCAAGCGCGCCCUCAUCGCCUGCCGCGUCUUCGCCUUCUACCCUAUCUACUGGGUCGUCUACGGCCAGUUCUCUGGCAACUUCGUCACUCAGGCCGGUCAAAUGGAAGGCCACGGCAUUCCCAACGAUCUCAUGCAGAACUUUGACCCGAUCUCCAUCAUCGUCUUCAUUCCCCUGCUUGAGAGCGUGGUCUACCCCCUGAUGCGCCGUUUGAGGAUUCCCUUCCGCCCCAUUACCCGUAUUUCCCUCGGUUUCGUUGUCGCCUCGCUCGCAAUGAUGUACGCCGCUAUCGUGCAGCAUCUCAUCUACUCCGCCGGACCCUGCUACGACCACCCCGGCUGUGAUGCCCUCCUCGUCGAUGGCUCAGCCAGUGGCAACAGAGUGCACAUCGCCAUCCAGACCCCGGCUACGUUUUCAUUGAUUUUCGCCUCCGUCUCCGGUCUCGAAUACGCCUACACCAAGGCUCCCCCGUCGAUGAAGUCCUUCGUCCAGUCGAUGUACCUCCUCACCAACGCGUUCGGCUCCGCCCUCGCCGAAGCCCUCACCCCCGCCGCGUUCGACCCUGCCAUCCUCUGGAUGUUCGUCGGUCUGGCCUGUGCGUCCUUCGCAUGCGGUAUCAUCUUCUGGCUCGUCUUCCACCAUCUCAACGCCGUCGAGGAUGAUAUGAAUGCGUUGGAUGCGGAUGACGAUCUCGUCGCUGAGACCGUCGCGCCUCAUGCUACUGAGCCCGUUGAUGCUGUUGACCAUGCGCAGCAUAAGCAUUAG